Messenger RNA from Xiphophorus couchianus (Monterrey platyfish), 4639 nucleotides. It is a transcript of the gene lingo1a, whose product is annotated as leucine rich repeat and Ig domain containing 1a. The transcript is spliced from 2 exons. Bases 582 to 2429 code for a protein of 615 amino acids. NCBI's taxonomy places the organism in Eukaryota, Metazoa, Chordata, Actinopteri, Cyprinodontiformes, Poeciliidae. Gene Ontology annotation, cellular component: plasma membrane. The record is from RefSeq and is a predicted model, not a curated record. Gene Ontology annotation, molecular function: protein binding.
CCAAGCAGGCGGAUUGCUUCUGCCUCUGACGACAGCCAGUCACACACACACACGCAAACACACGCACGCACGCGCAGCGCUGCUCAGAGCGGAGUGGCUGAGGAGAGACCGCAUCAAGGAGCCGCGUACCCGCCUGCUUACAGAGGAGUCGCGCGUGGGAGUCGAUAACCGUCUCUACCUGCCAUCUGCAUUCCUGCCUUUUUAUUCCCGGCGCCCUACCGGACGAGUCUGGUGCUCUCAAAGGGGGGGGGGAGUCCCAUCGCCACCGAGACAGAGGACCGAGGCUUGUCGGGUUUUUUCUUUCUCUUUUUUUUUUUGUUGUUUUGUUUUUUGAAGGGGGAGAUUUUUCCCCCCCCCCCCCGGCUGAAACAUACAUUAGAGCUGUGGAGAAUUUCUCUGGAAAUCAGGCGGUGUGCGUUUCCCCCCGGUUUGUUUCGUGAAAGCCGUCUUUUGAAAGGCGGGAGGGGAUGGACUUGAGAUAGUGCGUCUCAAUUUGAGUGCUGGUGGCUGGGAGUUGCCGUCUCGGAGAGAUGCGAAAGCAUGCUUGGAAGCUGUGAGCGCUACCGCAGGUAACCGAUAAGAUGGUGGCCAGGGAAGCGACUAGGCACAGCUACCUGGUGGCUUGCUGGCAGCCCAUUCUGAUCCUGAUGCUGGGCACCGUGCUUUCUGGCUCCACCACGGGAUGUCCAUCCCGCUGUGAGUGUAACGUUCCAGAGCGCUCAGUGAUGUGCCAUCGUAAGAAGCUCAUGACCGUUCCCGAGGGCAUUCCGGCAGAAACGAGACUGCUGGACCUCAGCAAGAACCGCAUCAGAACGAUUAACCCAGAUGAGUUUGCCAACUUUCCGACCCUGGAACACCUGGAGCUCAGCGAAAACACUAUCUCCACAAUUGAACCCGGAGCAUUCAAUAACCUUUAUGGGUUACGGACACUGGGAUUGCGCAGCAACAAGCUCAAGUUGAUCCAGUUGGGUGUAUUUACGGGCCUGAGCAAUCUCACCGAGCUGGACAUAAGUGAGAACAAGAUUGUCAUCCUGUUAGACUAUAUGUUCCAGGAUUUGUACAACCUUCGCUCUCUAGAGGUGGGUGAUAAUGAUCUGGUUUUCAUCGCUCACCGUGCUUUUCACGGCCUUAACAGCCUCGAGCACCUGAGUCUUGAGAAGUGUAACUUGUCUUCUGUGCCAACAGAGGCUUUUACCCACCUCCAUAGUUUGAUUACUCUCAGGCUGCGUCACCUCAACAUCAAUUCAAUACGGGAUUACUCUUUUAAACGGCUACAUCGGCUGAAAGUGCUGGAAAUAGCUAACUGGCCAUACCUGGAUACCAUGACCACAAAUUGUUUGUAUGGAUUAAAUCUCACCUCUCUGACCAUUGCCAACACCAACCUGACCACGAUCCCUUAUGUAGCCUUACAGCACUUGGUUUAUUUGCGAUUUCUUAAUCUUUCAUACAACCCCAUCCAUACCAUAGAGGGAAAUAAGCUGCAUGACCUUCUGCGUCUACAGGAGUUUCACCUGGUUGGAGGGAGACUAGCAAUGAUUGAGCCCUACUCUUUCCGAGGACUAAACUACCUGAAAAUACUAAAUGUGUCUGGAAACUCUCUUACCACUUUGGAGGAGUCAGCUUUCCAUUCGGUUGGAAACCUAGAAACCCUGGCCUUGUACGAUAAUCCCCUGGCCUGCGAUUGCCGACUCUUGUGGGUUUUCCGAAGGCGAUGGAGACUGAACUUCAACAAGCAGCAGCCCACCUGCACCUCUCCCGAGUUCGUCCAAGGCAAAGAGUUUAAGGACUUCCCAGAUGUUCUGCAGCCAAAUUACUUCACGUGUCGCAAGUCCAGGAUUAGGGAUCGUAAAGCCCAGCAGAAAUUUGUUGACGAAGGAGCCAUUGUUCAUUUUGCUUGCCAAGCAGACGGAGAUCCCGCUCCAGUGAUUAUGUGGCUUUCUCCUCAGAAAAAGUUUAUCACCUCCAAGACAAUUGGAAGGCUCUCUGUGUUGCCAGAUGGCACCCUUGAGGUGCGCUAUGCCCAGAUUCAAGAUAACGGUACCUACGUAUGCAUAGCCAGCAACGCCGGGGGAAAUGACACCUCUCUUGCUCACCUACACAUUCAUAGUUACUCACCGGACUGGCCCCACCAACCUAACAACAGUCUUGCUUUCAUAUCCAACCAACCCACUGAGACUCGUGCUAACGGUACAAAGCCCAAUGUCCCUUUCCCAUUUGAUAUAAAGACACUAAUCAUUGCAACCACAAUGGGUUUCAUCUCUUUUCUUGGUGUCGUCCUGUUUUGUCUGGUACUGCUAUUCCUCUGGAGCAGAGGUAAAGGCAACACAAAGCACAACAUCGAGAUCGAGUAUGUCCCACGCAAAUCGGACGCUGGGAUGAGCAGCACCACAGUGGACGCUCCUCGCAAGUUCAAUAUGAAAAUGAUUUAAAAAGGCGUGGCGUUUCUCGAUUUUGGACUUCAGCAUCAGACAAAUUAGAGAAGAAGACUCCUUUGCAAACCUGCCGAUCAUGGUCUGUUAACAUAGAUUACUGCUUUUUUUUUCUCUAACUGGUGGACUUGACGAGACCAGUUCCUGACUUGGAAAAAAAAAAAAUCAAGAAAAAAACAAGAGGGAAUGUAACUACAGCCAGUGAUAGGGUAGUUUCUACAAAGCCUGUGGGGGCAUUAUUUGAAAUUCAGAUUUGUCAUACAAAGGUCAUAGUCCUCCAGAUAUUGAUUGGGGAAAAAACAAACUAUAAAAGAAGAAGAAAGCUCUCCAAACAGCCAGAAUACGGGGCCUGAUCAUAUUUAAAUCAUUUUCUUUUUUUCUGUUCAUUCCACUUCUUGUUUUCUGUGAUGCUGAAUGAAUGCUAAGUCAACAAGCUCACACAUACAUACAGGUACAUCUUUGGUUAAAAUGUUAAUACAAUGUCCCAUGGUCUUUUUCAUUUGUCUUUUUCUAUUGCGUCACAAUGCUGAUAAUCCUUUGGUAGAGACAUACAAGAUAUUCUUAGUUACAAAAAUCAUUAAAAAAAGAUAGAAAAAUUAAACAAUUUAAUUACGACCGCUGUUAUUGCAGAGCCAAGACAUUGCAAUAAACGAUUGGCUUCUGUUAUAAGACCUUGGAUUACAAUUGUAAUUAUAGUACUAGUAGUGCUUCAUUGUAAAAACUGCUACAUUUUAUUUUGAGUAGUUGUGUUUCAGAAAUGCAAUGUUUACAGACAGAAAGGAGAAGAAAGCCAGUCUGGUUUUCUUCUCCUUUGUAAAGCUGAAUUUUAUCGAUGUGUGACAAACAUAAUACAUAAUUCUCAACUGUCCUUUUUUCCCUAAUAUAUUAAGAGUUUCCAUUUAUGCUUAGUGUAAUAUUAAACACAACAAUUAUGCUACCAUCUAAAAAGAAUGGUCUUGUUUGGUCCUGCGGCUCAGUGACCAGUAAACUCCUGGUCCUGGGGGUUGAGUCUCGUCAAGCAUUUACAGAUUUAAAUAAACUUGAUACAUCGAAUUUCUGGUCAAUGUCCGCUAAAAGGUUUGAGGAGAUUCAUUCCAGUUAUUUUUUGGUGUUUCUAAUCCAGUUUUUUUUUUUUCACUACAGGUCUGAUUACCAAAUUAACUUCUCACACUGGCACAGUUUGUGCCCGUACCUUUCUCCACAUUGUGCUCGACUCUGUUUGCGUAACGGCAUUCUUUUGUUGCUUCUACCUGAUUCCAAGAAAUAAGAACUACUUGUUGUGGUGCUCCUAAAGCUGUAGAAUAUCUCUGUCAUUGUUGGUUACUUCUCUGGAGUUUGUUUUUUUAUAAUUAAUUGUUUUCUUGUUUUUUUUUUAAAGAAUUGAUGAUUCAUUCAUGAAAGUGCCCCUCUCUUUUCCUUCCCCCCAUUAAAGCCAUGGAAUCGUUACCUUCUUGGAUCACUUACAGGUUUGCUUCUCCCCUGGAAAUGUGCUUUCCGUGUCACGAGGGAGCGGAAGAACUCAAGCACCUUGAGCUCCACCGGUCGGUACUGGAUAUUAAAUCGAAGGGUCGAAGCCUUAACUUUUUAAGUACACACUACGGACAUCCAGGCUUUACAAGUGUGUGUUCGUAUACAGGCGUCUACGGUGGAUGACACUACAGAUAAUGUCACGGUGACGGCUGGAAGUGAGGACGGAAUAUGCAGAUGUGUGGACUGACACAGAUGGUUUCACCCAUGGAGCAAUCUGAAGCAGCUUUGGUGUAAUCCGUUUUGCAUAAAGGAAAAGAAAACCUAAACAAACUGGAUGUGGCUCACGGCUCUCCCUCUUGCUGAAUAUGAAUGCUCUUUGUUCAAAGUGUGGCUACAGUAUCGAGCCUUUUUUUUUGGUUUUUCUUUUUAGUCCCAUGUGAUCUGAGGGUGUUCGGGGCGAGUUCAAGGUUUUUUUUUUUCUCUUUAUUUUUGUUACCCCUUACUUUUUUUAUUUCGACCCUGGACUAUAUCCACCAUGUAUAGUCCAAGCCAACUUUUUACAAAAGAAAAAGAUACUAAAAAAGAAGUCUAUGGAAAAAUACAUUCAAAUUGUUCUGUGCAAUAAAGGUAAUAUGCAGAUUUCUUUUUUUCUUUUCUCUUUUCAAUUAACAAAAUUUUGUUGAUGUUGAAUUGUUGAGAAUAUGGUAUGUUGUAUUAAACAAUCUAUGGACUUUUUUAAA